AGAAAAAUGAACGGAUUAUUAAUGCAGAAUUUUUUAUCCUGUUAAAUGUAAAUUAUUUAGAAAGAAAGAAAAAACAAAAAAAUAUUCUAAUGUUAUCAUUAUUAUAAUUGUUGCUAUGCCCCACCCCUCUGUAAUAAAAAAAAAAAGAUCUAUAUAAUGUAAUCAUUGAAACAAGCAAUUAUCAACACUUUUUUUUCUUCAUUUUAUAUAUAAAGAAAGAAUUUUAAAAAGAAAAUGUAUCCGAAAUCGUUAUGAAUGCAUCAAUUAAACGUGAACGUUUAAAACCAUCAUCAUCUAUAUCUAUACGUAAUAAUCAUAAUAAUCAUAAUUUUACUAAACGUUUAAAAAAUCGUAUUUGUUCUAAUUCAUGUUUAAAAAUUAUAUAUUUAUCAUGUGCUACAUUAAUAUCAGCUAGUUUUAUUAUUGAAUGUAUAUUAUUACAUUUAAUUAUUAUACCAUAUUUAUCUGAAUCAAUAUUUGAAGAAGGUAUGUGUAAAUAUAGUAGUUCACGUCGUGAUGAUUCAAAUAAACGUUGUGAAAAUAAAUGUUCUAAAGAACGUUCAACAUUUCCAUGUUUACAAUUAAAAGUUAUAUUUACACCAAUACAUAUUAUACCAUAUAAAAAAUCAAAUAAAAAAUUAAUUAAAAAUUAUAUCAAUUAUGAAAACUAUCAUAGUAACAAUAAUAAUAAUAAUAAUAAUGAUCAUUCUAUAGAUCAUUCAUUUGUAUCUAUGAUAGAUUAUUCAACUGUUACAUCUGAUGCUAAAAUUAUUUCUACAGAUACAUCUAAUUAUACUAUAUUUUAUGAUUUUCAAUCAUCAGAAUCACGUAUAGUUUAUUUAUAUGAUUAUUUUAGUACAUUUACAGCAUAUAAAACAAGUCGAUGUGCAACAAGUCCAUGUCAUCGACGUGAAGAAGAUAAUAAACUAGCUGUGGAAGAAUUCAAACGUGAUUUAAGUCGACGUAAUAUAUUUCGAUGUUAUGCUACACCAACACUAUCACAUACAACACUAACAAGUAAUCCACAUUUUUCCAAUAAUAUUUUAACUAAUGAUCAACAAUCUUCCACUACUACCAUUUCGUCUUCUUCAUCAUCAGCAUCAUUAUCUGUUUCUUCAAUUUCACAAUCUUCUACAAUAUUAAAUAAUUCUAUACUAAUAUCAAUGGAUAAUAAAUCACCAACUAAUCGAUAUCAUCUACCUCUUAUUCAACAAUUAGAUUCUAAUCAUGCUGCAGCUAUAUUACAUCGUUUAUAUACAUCAUCAAUGUUUAUGCAUGGUCUUCUAUGGCCUGGUGGUAUAUUUUUAACUGCUUUAAUCAUUUUAUUAUUUACAUAUUUUACUGAUUCAUGUGAAGCAUGGGCUGGAGAUAAAACUGUAAUUGCUUAAACGGAAAAAUCUAUUAUUUCCUUUUAAAUGAUUAAAUUUCAUUUCAUAAUUCAAAUUAUCAAUUAUUAUCAUUAUUUAAUUGAUAUUGCUAUGGAUCAUCAUAUACUAUAGAGAUUGACUUUUUGUUUUUUUGCUAUUCAAAUAUUGAUGUAUGUGUGUGUGUGCGUGAGUGUGUGAUUCAGAUAGUGUAUUUAUAUGUUUGUAUGCAUAUCGUAAAGGUUUGUUUGUGUGUGUGUGUGUGUGCACCUGGAAACAUGAAGUAACAGAUAGUAUCUAUGAUGAAAUUUGUUCAUUGUUUAUUCUUCAUUUUAUUGAUAUGGAUUCAAUCUUCAAUAAUGUAUAAUUUAUAAAUUCUUCAAAAUUUUUAGUAUGAUCAUAAAAUUCAUUAUGUAUUCAUCUUUAUUAUGAAGAUUUAAAGAGUGAAGUGUUAAUAAUUUACUUGUUAUUUUCAAGAAUAUUUGUAAUGCUACUAGUAAUCAAACUUGUGAUCUUACGAUCCAUAAGGAGUGAAUGUAUGAUUAUG
This is a messenger RNA of Schistosoma rodhaini, 1911 nucleotides long. The record is from the annotation of a GenBank genome assembly. Lineage: Eukaryota; Metazoa; Platyhelminthes; Trematoda; Strigeidida; Schistosomatidae.